GUGUCGUCUGCGCAUGUAGGGAGUUCCGUUCAGAGACCUGCGGUAGCAUCCUGUAUUCCAAUUGGUGGAUGGCAGUUCUUUUGAGCCAAUCACUAAACAUUUCACUGGGCAGUCGCUCACAUUACCAGUGUCUGUUCGUCAGUGUGCUCAAGGUUUCCUGGGCGGCAUCAUGGGAGUGUUGUCCACGCUGAUGAGAGGUCUGGUGAGAGGAGCCGACAGAAUGAGUGAGUUCACCAGCAAACGCGGAUCAAGGACUCACAAUAAAGGCCGGGGCGCCAGGCCCACUGGACUGAGGCUGUCCAGCAACAAGUUUGUCGCCAUCAAGGCCAUGAUUCCUGAGUUUGUGGUGCCAAACCUGGAGGGAUUCAGACUUAAACCGUACGUCUCGUAUCGCUGUCCCAGAGGAACGGAGCCUCCUGUCACAGCACAAAGUCUGUUUAAUGAGGUGGUGGCUCCUCAGAUCAAGCACGACUUUAAAGAAGGGACUUUCAGCAAAGAUCAGCUGGAGAAAUAUGGAUUUGAGCCCACACAGGAGAAGAAGCUCUUCAAGCUUUACCCCAAGAACUAUGUGCGUUAACACACUCGGAGUGUAUUUAAAAUUUAAAGCAUCUGACCAGUGGUAGAACAAAAGGGAGCAUAUUUUGGUUCAACAGUACUUCUAGAAAAGUGAAAAGGACAUAAUUCAUUGUGAACUGUAUGAGCAGCGUAAAACUGUUGUCUGCUAAAAACAAUGUAAUGUGCAAGGUUGGAAUAAAUGACAAAUAAUCAGUAAUUCUAGACACUUA
This is a messenger RNA of Betta splendens (Siamese fighting fish), 785 nucleotides long. RefSeq names its product mitochondrial ribosomal protein L41 (gene mrpl41). Gene Ontology annotation, molecular function: structural constituent of ribosome. The transcript has 2 exons. Gene Ontology annotation, biological process: translation. Lineage: Eukaryota; Metazoa; Chordata; Actinopteri; Anabantiformes; Osphronemidae. Gene Ontology annotation, cellular component: mitochondrial large ribosomal subunit. Bases 170 to 577 code for a protein of 135 amino acids. The record is from RefSeq and is a predicted model, not a curated record.